AUGGUGAGUCUACUCUCUCCCUUCAAUUGGAAAUAUCUUCAGGCCUUCCGCAGCGUCAAGAACCUCGCUCCCCUUCUCGACCGUGUUUUGGUCCAACGUAUCAAGUCUGAAGCAAAGACUGCUUCCGGAAUCUUCCUUCCUGAGAGCUCUGUCAAGGAGCUUAACGAAGCUAAGGUCCUUGCCGUUGGUCCUGGAGCCCUCGACAAGGACGGCAAGCGAAUUGCCAUGAGCGUUGCCCCAGGUGACAGAGUCCUGGUUCCUCAGGUGCAACUGACUUUUCCCGCCCCUGGCAAUUGGUCUUUAUUACUUGGAGAAGAAGAAUACUCCUUGUUCCGAGACCAUGAGUACGUCAAUUCAAUCACUCCCGGUGCAGUCCAUAGAUCGAAAUUAACAAACCUCGCAACAGGUUGUUGGCCAAGUUCAGGGAGUAAAUAUACUCUAUCCGCUACGUUUUAA
Messenger RNA from Microsporum canis CBS 113480, 456 nucleotides. Its product is annotated as mitochondrial chaperonin 10. Gene Ontology annotation, cellular component: mitochondrial matrix. Lineage: Eukaryota; Fungi; Ascomycota; Eurotiomycetes; Onygenales; Arthrodermataceae. Bases 1 to 456 code for a protein of 151 amino acids. The record is from RefSeq and is a predicted model, not a curated record. The transcript is spliced from 4 exons. Gene Ontology annotation, molecular function: ATP binding; protein-folding chaperone binding; metal ion binding.